AUGAUCGAAUGACACCAACUCAAUUUAACAACUACGCUUUAAAAAAAAUGAGAAUUUUUACAAUAUUUAUCAGAAAUUUUUCUAAAUUCACUCGCCAUCUUAAUAAAAAUGAGGACAUAAUAAUAAAACAGGAGCGAAGAGAGAAAUUUUAUAAGGAAAACUAUAUAGAUAAAGUUAAUUAUAAGUUGUUAGAAGACUUUCCUAUGUGGCUUGGAGGAUUUAGAUUAGGAUACUUGUCACAUUUAUUUAGAGGAAAAAAAUGGCAAGAAAUCAUAAAAAUGAAUUAUAAAGAUUUAGAAGAAUUGGGUGUUUUAUCAUUUCAGAAUAGAGCAACAUUGAUAAAAAAUUUUUUAAUUGUCAGACGACAUCUUGCAGGAGAGAAAAUUGGAUCUUCAAACAAAGGAAAUAUCGAGAAAAAUAAUUUCGAGAAAGAAAAAAAACUGGAAUAUUUACAGUUCUAUGAAAAAAAUUAUGCUAAUGUUAAUUUUAAGUUAUUAGAAGAUUUUCCGGCAUGGUUAAAUGGCAUAAAAUUGGCCCAUCUUGCAAAAUUAUUUGAAGGUAAAGAAUGGUAUGAAAUUAUUGAAAUGACUAAAAAUGAUUUAAAAGAGUUGGGAGUCACUUCUUCAAAUGCAAGGAAUAAGUUAAUCGCUAAUUUUUGGCACAUUAAACGAGAGCUGUAUUCUAGUACCGCUGCAAUUAAUAACAAGUCUUCUGAGAACAAAGACACAUACGCAAGAGCCAGAAAGACAAUGACAGCCCAGCAAAAGUAG
Messenger RNA from Dentiscutata erythropus, 770 nucleotides. The record is from the annotation of a GenBank genome assembly. Lineage: Eukaryota; Fungi; Glomeromycota; Glomeromycetes; Diversisporales; Gigasporaceae.